CCUAAAUCUGCGUUACUUGAGGCCUAUCAGCUUUAUGGUGGUACUCCACUCUUCGACGUGGACCAUGCUCGCGAGCAGAGUCCACUCUACACAUGCAGGCUGACGAUCCCAGCUGUCCACACUCCGAAAGGGGGCUUCACUGAGAGCUGCUUCGUCGCUACCUCCCGAUCGAAGAAGGGCGCUGAGCACAGCGCCGCGGAGAUGGCUCUCUGUUUCAUCGCGUCACGCGGCUUGCUGCCAGCGCCCAUCAAUGCCCCUGCUAGACAUGCUCAGACUCUGUCAGGGUGCCUGCCGAGGAUCGUGGUUGAUGAGGUACAAGAGUUGCAGCAGCGAUUGGACGUCCUCAGCAUCGAGCUGGGCAAGGGUGCGACCAGCAACGGCCCUCAUCCACGAUCGGAAGGGCCGAGCAUCCCUUUGAAAGACCCCUCUAAGGCCCCUUCACAGGUUCUCACAGCAGAUGCAGAGCGUCUCCCAAUGGACCAGCUCAGAGCAGCCCUGAAAGAGGCGCUCCAAGAGAACGAUCAGCUGCGAAGAGAGCUGCUGACGGAGCAGCAGCGGCGCCAGGUGGCCAUCACUGCGCUGACGUCACAGCCUGCAUGAUGUCAUCGUAGCCGUUUGAUGACAUCACGCUAUGCUGGAAAGGGGCAGCGCUGCACUGCAGCAUUCUGCGAUCUCCUUAG
This is a messenger RNA of Coccomyxa subellipsoidea C-169, 680 nucleotides long. RefSeq lists its product as hypothetical. The record is from RefSeq and is a predicted model, not a curated record. The transcript has 4 exons. The coding region runs from base 202 to 600 and encodes 132 amino acids. NCBI's taxonomy places the organism in Eukaryota, Viridiplantae, Chlorophyta, Trebouxiophyceae, Coccomyxaceae.